CCGAUUUUUAACUUCAUACGUAACUACGACCGCUUUGGAUACACAUCACAUUUUCCCAUUCUUUUCGCACCCAUUUCGUUUGAAGCGGAAAAAAUGGAUUCUUUAGGAAUUCUUAUAUGUAUCUGCGCCUUGAUUGGUGCCAUUUCUAGUCAAGGAAUGCCAGGUUUUAUGGGAGGACCAAUGAUGGGAGGUCCUGGUGGAUUCUUGUCAAUGGGCGGUCCGUUUCGACCUAGUUUUACAAGUGGAGGUUUUGGUGGGCCACCAGGAUAUGGGCCAAGUUUUGGAGGAGGAGCAUUUCGCGGAAUGAGUGGAAUGACAGGUGGGUUUGCAGGAUACAGACCUUCAGUGGGAGGUUCAAUGAUGUAUCCAAGCGGUGGAAUAUCUAGAGGUUUUGGUGGCCCGGGCUUUGGAAUGAUGAGCCCAGGGUAUGGAUUUAUGGGACCCUCGGCAUAUGGAUCAAUGAGCCCGGUACCUGGAUCGAUGGGUACACCGUUUUCGGGUCCAACUUCAAUGGCACCGCCAAGUACUGGUCCUUAUUAUAGCAGCGGUUUUGGGUUCCCAAGUACAUCCGGUGCAGGGCAUACAGGAAUGGCGUCAGGAGCCGGUGGGAUGCCAUCAGGAUUUGGUGUCGGAGCAGCUACAAUGGGUGGAGGGUCUCGCGGAAUGAGUGGUGGAGAUGGAGGGAUGGGGCACAUGUCUGUCGGUGGACCAGGCGGAAUGACUGGUGGAGGAAGGAUGGGUGUAGACGGGCUUGGAGAUAUGUCACGUGGAAUGAGUUCUAUGAGGGGUCCUGACGACACUGCUGGUAUAGACAGAAGAAUGGGUUCUAUGAGUGGCGGUUUUGCUGGUAUGGACAGAGGAGUGGGAAGCAUGAGAGGAGGACCUGGUGGUAUGGGUGGAGGAAUGGAUCGUAUGAUGGGUGGUUCCGGUGGUAUGGGUGGAGGAAUGGAUCGUAUGAUGGGUGGUUCCGGUGGUAUGGAUGGAGGAAUGGAUCGUAUGAGGGGAGGUUCUGGUGGUAUAGGUGGAGGAAUGGAUCGUUUGAGGGGCGGUCUUGGAGGCAUGGAUGGAGGAAUGGACAGUAUGAGGGGCGGUGCCGGAGGCAUGGAUGGAGGAAUGGACCGUAUGAGGGGCGGUGCCGGUGGCAUGGAUGGAGGAAUGGAUCGUAUGAUGGGUGGCCCUGGUGGUAUGGAUGGAGGAAUGGAUCGUAUGAGGGGCGGUCGCGGAGGCAUGGAUGGAAGGAUGGGUGGCCCUGGUGGUAUGGAUGGAGGAAUGGACCGUAUGAGGGGCGGUCCAGGUGGUAUGGGUGGAGGAAUGGAUCGUAUGAGGGGCGGUCUCGGAGGCAUGGAUGGAGGAAUGGAUCGUAUGAGGGGCGGUGCCGGAGGCAUGGAUGGAGGAAUGGAUCGUAUGAUGGGUGGCCCUGGUGGCAUGGAUGGAGGUAUGGAUCGUAUGAGAGGUGGUCCUGGUGGUAUGGGUGGUGGAAUGGAUCGUAUGACCGGCGGUCCUGGUGGUAUGGGUGGAGGAAUGGAUCGUAUGAUGGGUGGCCCUGGUGGUAUGGGUGGAGGAAUGGAUCGUAUGAUGGGUGGUCCCGGUGGUAUGGAUGGAGGUAUGGAUCGUAUGAGGGGUGGUCCUCGUGAUGGAAUGGACCGUAUGAGCGGUGGUUCUAGUAGUAUUGGUAGUGGACUGGAUCCGCUAAGCGGGGGUGUUGGUGGUCCCGGUAUUGCGGGAUUUACUGGUUCAGACGCAAUGAGGGGUGGAAUGCAUUUAGAUUCUGUAAGCAGUGUAUUGGGAGCGGGUGGUGAUGCUGGCAUGGGAAUGAUGGUUAGAGGCACUGAAUCAUCGAGAGAUAGAUCAGGACGUUUUGGCAUUUCUGGAGGUGACGGAAUGGGAUCUAUAGGUGGAGGCAUUAGUUCUUUUGACUCAACGUCAAGGGCAAUGUCCCGAGGAUUUGGUUCACCUUAGUUUAUCAAAUAUAAAACAAAUCUGGAAGUGUAAUCGAACGAUGGCAGCCAUUAUUUCACACAUUGUAUUAAAUGAGAAUAAUUAUUUAAGUGGGAAAGGUUCUUAUGUUAUACAAAUGUAUAUAACAGAUUUGGACGCUGUUCAAGAAACACUUGCAGAUACAUUUGAACAUACAGAAAGCAUUUUAUAAUUAGCAUCCAUUUUGGUUGCGAAUUUACUUUUUUAGUUAACCAUAUUACAAGCUUGUGAAUACUUAUUAUGAUAAUACUAGAUUAUUCUAAGAUGCAUGAACUUUUAUUCUUUCGCGUUUUAUGUUUUUUCUAUACAAACACGUUUCUUUUACAAUUGUAGACGCAAUGCAGUUACAUUUUGAAAAUAGCCAGUGUUAAUUUUACGCGUGUGAUUGAUAGAAUGGAGAUAUACAUUAAUUAAUAUAUGAGCCGCGUCACGACAAAACCAACGUAAUGGGUUUGCGACCAGCAUGGAUCCAGACCAGCCUGCGCAUCCGCACAGUCUGAUCAGGAUCCAUGCUGUUCGCUUACAGACCCUAUAACAAGUAAAGAAACUGAUAGCUGGUCUGGUCUGGAUCCAUGACAUCAACCAUAAUCUUGUUUAACAGACUUUUAAAGAGUUUGAUAUAUACGAUUUUUACAUAUUGUGUUGUACAUAAGAUAAGUUGAAAACAAAAGCACAUUUCUAAAUUUUAUCCCACUGUAUUCCCGCUACGUAGGGCCACAAGUACGAAAAUACGACAAAGUUAUUUUGUGUGUAUUUGCCUGGCGCCCUGAUGAGCAAAUGUACGACAAAAUGAUCUAAGUCAUAAUGUUGUUAUAUUUUAGUGUUCUUAUUGUUAUACCUUGCGUAUUGAUUCUAUAUAAGUAAAAAUCACUGUUUGUUAAAACAUUUUCAUGGAUUUAUUUUAUUCGAUCAUUUCUAAAUUGCUUAACGAGAAAUACCUAGCGUGCAACAAUGUUGCUUAACUGUUAUUGAAUGAUUUUAAAUCUUUUAUUUUACGAUUUGCUUAGAUUUGUUUGGUGUAUUUAGGUGAACUUUGUUUUUUGGUAAACUAAUCUGUUUAAACAUCUAAGUUGAAGAUGGAUGUUUGUGAAGUUGUCAUUUGUUUACUGUCUCUGUUAUUGUUAUGUCUCCUACAGAAUAAAUACGUAUCGUGUCC
Molecule: messenger RNA, 3133 nt
Organism: Ruditapes philippinarum (Manila clam)
Lineage: Eukaryota; Metazoa; Mollusca; Bivalvia; Venerida; Veneridae
Exons: 3
Coding region: 94-1959 (621 amino acids)
Source: RefSeq, a predicted model, not a curated record